GGAUCCUUCAUGUGGAUUUUAGCGGAACUUGACGGACAGGAGCCGAGCAGCUCAGCUCGACCUGCUGCACGACUCUCCGCUGUUUGUGCGCACAUUCAGGACCGGAGCACCUGCUGGCUUUUACAGUCUGUCUGCACUGCGUCGAACCCCCCCUCCUCCUCUUCCUCACUCCCCUCCCUCCCUCUGUCGCUCACUUAUUUUCUCCCUCUCCCUCUCUCUCUCUUUCUCCUCAUGAAAUCCUGCAAUAUGCUUCCAAAUUCCCGGACGCGGACUCUCUCCUGAGCCGGUUUUCCUUCAAAGCCUCGGAUUUUUUUUUAACCGUUUUUACCGCAGAGAAAAUCACGAGAGUCUCUGAGUGCGGAUGCUGCUGCAGUGCCAAGUCCUCCCAGUCCUCCCCUUCAGACUGAGAGCCAGCUCUUCUUGGGAGUUCUAUCUUUUUUCCAGCAUGAUUUUAAGAAAUUGUCAGUCAGGAUUUUUGCUGUCUGAAGCCUACUCCUUCUCUUCUUUCUCCUCCUCCUCCUCUCUCUGCGGGCUUCUCCGAUCGACGCUGAAAACCUACACCAAGAGGAUACGGAUGUUGACCAAGACAACAUAGUCUAUUAAUAUUUCAGAGCUACUGUAAAGCGAUAUUAAACCCCAGGUUGUGGCGGGUGGCUGGGGAAGGUGCACAGGAUCUCCAUCUGCUGCUCUCCAGCUCUGCUCAGGUGAGAAAAAAGAGAUGUGAUGGCGAUAGUGCUGAGGAUGAUGAUGAUGAUGAUGGAGAGGGAGGUUCUCCACAGCUCCUGGCCGCAGUAGGAGCUUCUCCACUCCAGCCUACCGCCUCCUUCUCUCCUCUACACCUAAACUUCCUCUUUCUCUCCUCCACCCGCCAGGAAGGAUGACUGUGGUGUCCACAGAAAACAUGGACGAGACUUCCACCCUGCCGGGUCACCCGCAGGACCCCUACCCGCCUGAUGAUGACCACGACAACCAUGACUGCUGUGAGCGGGUGGUUAUCAACAUCUCAGGGCUGCGCUUCGAGACCCAGCUGAAGACCCUCGCCCAGUUCCCGGAAACCCUACUGGGGAACCCUAAGAAGAGGAUGCGCUACUUUGACCCCCUUCGAAACGAGUACUUCUUUGACCGGAAUCGCCCGAGUUUUGACGCCAUCUUGUACUAUUACCAGUCAGGAGGACGGCUGAGGAGGCCGGUCAACGUGCCGCUGGAUAUGUUCUCAGAGGAGAUAAAGUUUUAUGAACUCGGUGCUGAGGCAAUGGAGAAGUUUCGGGAGGAUGAGGGGUUUAUUCGGGAGGAGGAGCGACCUUUGCCUGAGAACGAGUUCCAGCGGCAGAUCUGGCUCCUCUUCGAGCACCCAGAGAGCUCGGGGCCAGCUCGGGGUAUCGCCAUUGUCUCGGUGAUGGUCAUUCUUAUUUCAAUAGUAAUUUUUUGCUUGGAGACAUUACCAGAGCUGAAGGAGGAUCCCAACGACCGGAUUCACAUGGUGGGCAACACCACCAUGUUCUACAAAGCAAACGUCCUCACAGACCCUUUCUUUGUGGUGGAGACGCUCUGCAUCAUCUGGUUUUCCUUUGAGUUGAUAGUUCGGUUCUUUGCCUGCCCCAGCAAGGCAGCGUUCUUCAAAAACAUGAUGAACUCUAUCGAUAUUGUGGCUAUAAUCCCAUAUUUCAUCACUCUUGGCACAGAGCUGGCUGACGACCAAGGCAACAGGGAGGGUAAGGGUGGCGGGGAGCAGGCCACAUCUUUGGCCAUUCUCAGGGUAAUCCGUCUGGUGAGGGUGUUCAGGAUCUUUAAAUUGUCCCGACACUCCAAGGGGCUCCAAAUUCUGGGGCAAACUCUAAAGGCCAGCAUGCGGGAGCUGGGCUUGCUCAUUUUCUUCCUCUUCAUUGGCGUGAUUUUGUUUUCCAGCGCUGUCUACUUUGCGGAGGCUGAGGAGAAGGACUCGUUCUUCUCCAGCAUCCCAGAUGCUUUUUGGUGGGCCGUGGUGUCGAUGACAACAGUCGGCUAUGGGGACAUGUACCCUGUGACCAUCGGAGGGAAGAUUGUCGGCUCGCUUUGCGCCAUAGCCGGAGUGUUAACCAUCGCGCUGCCGGUGCCAGUCAUCGUGUCCAACUUCAACUACUUUUACCACCGGGAGACGGAGGGUGAGGAGCAGGCCCAGCUGCUCAACGUCAGCAACCAGAACUUGGCGUCGGACACCAACUCGAGUCGCCGCAGCUCCUCGGUGGUCAGCAAGUCGGAGUACAUGGAGAUAGACGAGGACUUAAACAACAGCAUUGACAACUUCAGGGAAGCUAACCUUAGGACUGCCAACUGCACAGCUCCCAGCCAGAACUGUGUUAACAAGGGCAAGCUGCUCACCGACGUGUGAGGCGGCAUGCGACCACCGCUGUAAAUAUUGUAGAAAUAUCUGGAUGCUUUAUAUCCAUUGGUGCAUUUUAUUUUCAUCUUUGCAUUGAUUCAUUCAGACAUUUGUGGAGACUUUAAUGCACAUGUGGUCAAAUUAUUCAAAAAAAAAAAAAAAAGAGAAAAACAUUUGUUUGGCAAUAGUACAAAAAUCUGCAGGUUCGGGGAAACAUUUGAGAAAUUAUUGACAAAGUUUAGUAACUUGCACCCUUCGACUUUCUAAUGGUCUAAACAUUAAAUGGAAGCUUCGCUAAUUUUACUUUUAGUCAAGGAUUUCCAUAGACUGUAUAUAAAAAUAUGGAUGAAAGGUAUAAAGAGUGAAGCUAGUGCUGAUUGGCUUAAACCUGCAUUCCUUCUUCUGCAGCGAGUGACCCCUCUUUGAGAAGUCUAUGAGAAAAUGAGCCUACUGCUUACCUGACUUCUCAGUUCAGCAAUAUUUUCCUGAUGAGUUUAUGGUCUCAGUUGCUGGUUUCAGGUCUUACUGAAUAAAACACGAUGUUUACUUUGGAAAUUACGGUCCUGUUCGAGUCAUAUGGGACGAUAAAAGAGGGGCGGAGCUAGAAGAGAGCUUCCUCGUGACUGUCUGAGCGUGUCCCUCGGUUCCUCAUUCAUCCCAGAUCUCAUGCUUCAUGUUCAGAUUCCAAACUGGCUUCAAACGAGGCUUCACAAAACAAAGCGUGUCAUCGUCACACUGGCUACAUCCAUCUUUUAUAUACAGUCUCAGAAGUUAGUUUAAAUGUCUCAACUUGUCAGUUUAUCUACACUAAAUUUUGUGGUAAAAACUGGACCUGUGGAUUUUAAAGAUAUGAAAAGGCUGCAAAACAGAUACCCACAUUGCAUCCUGGGAAAUGCAGUGUUUUGUCCCAAACUAGAGAUGGAAAAGUAAGAGUAUUUCUUCUUCCUGUUUUAUAUCACUUUUAACCAUUCUUCCAGCUCAGUGUAAAAAGAAAACACAUCCUUUUGGAAGGGAAACACUCACCUGAUGGAGUGCACCUUUAUCAGAGUUAUUACAGUAAUAUCCUCUUAGAAUCCUUUCAUAAUUACGAUUUAAUUUAGGAUGAAUUAAAAGAAAAACUUUAGAGCAAAGCAAUACAGCUUUUAUCUGUGCUGCACUGUUUGACAAAGAGAUAUUACGUCACAGAAAAAAUGGAUCAAAAGUAGGUUUAAAAGUAACAGAAAGGAUUCAGAAAGUAUCAAAAGCAAGCUAAGACAAUGACAUAUAUGCAAGGCAUAUAUUGUGAAUUUAAUAGUAGAAAUGACUAAUUGUACAAUAAUGAAUCAAAUGUCUUCCCGACACCUGCCAAGUUUUGUGCAACAGACCGAACUUUCAGGAAAAAAAAAAGGAACAGAAAAAAAUAAUUAAAGCCCAACUGAGAUUCGAAGAACGAUUUCCUCCCUGAAGAAACGCUUUCUGCGUGGAUUAUUUCAGGUGUGUCUUUCUGCGGCACAUCCAGGGAAAAUUUGGAAAAUGCGACGCCGGAUGUAGACCCCGGCUUUUCAGGCACCUUAUCAGAGAUAAACAGGAAGCGUGCCGAGCCUUGUGAAGGAUUACGUGCAUCGCUGCUGCUGCUAUGGGUCGGCUGGAGGUUCCCUGUAUGAUGCCAUGCAACACUCCUUUAUAUAGAAGCAUGUGGAGACUCUCUUCUCUCUUAUAUCGGCAUGCACAAGACGUUACCUCAUUUUAUUUCUACAUUCUUCUGUGCGUCGAGCUCCAUCUCCCGCUCCUGGAUUUUUUCUCUCAUUUGUUUUCACCAAAAGUGCACUGGCUGCUUAUUCUUAUCAUUUCAGUUGUUUCAGAGCAUUUAAGUGUUGAAUGUUUAAGGGAACAGGAACUCUUCUUCUUUUGAAGAUUAUGGCAUGUCAAAAUACUAAAGCAUUAUGGCCUAAUUAGCUAUGGUAUAGCUACGUAUACUCAAUGCAUGACGUCAGUAUUAAAUUGCUUGCAGUUGGGAGGGACCUGGGGAGGUGGAGGAUGAUGAUGAUGAUGUGUGUUCUCAUUAUUGUCGCGCUAAAGACAGAAUUUGGUGCAUGAUGGAGCUAAACUGUCGGAGGGAACAAAUCUCCUAAAAAAGAAGAAAAGAAAAACAAAUUAAGAAAAAAAAUUAGAUAUAGCCGAUGAUCUCUAAAAAAAAAGAUCUCAUAAAUUCCAUCCUCCGUUUUCAUUUGUUUAAAGCUUCGAUCUUGGAGUGCAUGGGAUCAUUUCAUGUGAUUUAUGACCCCAAGAAGGAAAGCAGUAAUAUUUAACAAAUUUCAUAGAUAUAUCUAUAAUUAGCGUCUUAGUGCCUUGAAGCCCUUCUCGUUCUAGAAUUGACUGAAGUGCCUCCCGUUCCAAGAGAAAAACAAAGAGCUUACUGUGUGCAGCUUAACUUCUCCUGCCAUAAAGAUGCACUGCUCCCUGCACUUAUGGAACUAAACACAGAUGAACCCACAUGUUCAGAAUUUAGUCCUGAUUCCUGGGCCUAAAAAACACAAAGAAAAGCUUUUCUGGGAUGAUGACACACAGCAUUCGUGCAGGAAAGUUCAAAUAUGGAUCAUUUAAGAUUUCCUUAUAUUUGGUACAUUUGGAGUUUGAUGGUAUGUAUACCACACGGACACUCAGCCCUUCCAGAUAUUACCCAUUAGAAAAGUUACAUGGAGGUGAUGUGUUGGAUGUUCAGAUGGAGUGACUGUUGAAGGACAGGAGCUGCUCAGCUGGUUCAAUUAGAACAGGACAGAAAGGUCAAACAGCUCGAUUUAGGAGAAAGUCGUGAAGGAAACGGUCAGAAACCAAAGCCGACAGUUUGAGGAUGGUGACCCUCAUGCUGGUGCAGUACAUCUGUGCAUAGGUGUAUAAAGAGGGAUAUUAUAGAGUGAUUGCCGUGUGUAAAGUCCUUCUUACAAUAGAUAUGAGGAAAGAGGCAAUUGGUGAUCGGGUGAUGAGGUGUGAUGAGCAGAGAAAGAGCAGUGAAGAGCUAAACCCUGCGGUGAGGGUGCCUCUGUCAUAGUGUCGUAGUUCGCAUGUUGUCUGAAGGUUCCUACAGACUGUGAUCUGAUCUGUGCCCAUAUCUGUAGUCAGAGCACAUAAGCUUCAGGUUUAAAUUAGUAGUCUGGACUCUGCUGCUGAAGUCUGGAUAGGCUUUGGUUGGAUGUAGGUACCCUCCUCUGUGCACAGCAAAGAGGGAUUAUAACAGCACCCUCAUCCACCAUCAUCCAAACACUGAGGUGGUGUUUAACCCUCCACUCGAGCUCCGAGCCUUCAAGAAUAAAAGCCAAGCACCACCAAAGUUCUUCCUGCUGCCUUAACCUUUAAAUGACUUAACAUCAGUUCUUCCUUUAAUUCCUCACAUGAAUGCUAAAAGAAGGCACUUCAAUCAGCUGCCAAGGGAGCAAAAUACCUAUUCAGACACAUGAAACUAAUGAAAUUAGUUUCUUGUUUAUGCCAGCUAACUGCACAGAACUGUGUACACUGGUUAAGGUAACAAACAUUUUUAAAUAGCCACAGAAAUGACACAGAAAAAUACAUUUAAAAUAGCAUGUGAUCAAUAACUGGUGCUAAUUACGGCUCAUUAUUCUCACUUUUUUUAAAGAACUAAAAUUAAUUUGGAGGAAAAGUCAAAAAAGUGACAGCUCAAAGACCACUUUGUUAGGUACACCUUUGAAAUCUAGAGUCAUACAUUUCCUGCCUUUACAAAAACCGCCAUGUAAAACAGGUGAUGAUUUCUGUUUAUUACAAAGCUCUUUCUCAAUUAUGUCACAUUUUUUAGAUUUUACAGGUGUACCUGGGUUUUAGCGCAAAAUGCAGAUUUUGUGGUUUCACCAAAAAAAGUACCUCACUUUCAGAGAAAUUUCUUAAAAAUCUAACAAUUAUUGGCAAUCUGUGAAUACAAACAUGGCGUGGGUGUCCUCGAUGAAGUUAGGGCUUCAGCUGAGGCACAAAAACGAGAUGUCAGCAUUAGGGAGCCUAUGAACUGAACAGAACAGCAGAACACUGCCACCUUCUGAUGCCGGGGACCAAAAACUGCUGGAGAUUCGAUCAGAGUCUUUGGAAAGAGUAAAAACUGCAGAGAACGAUACUUCUGUCAUCGAUCUGCAACACCUUUACCUGCCUCUAGUCACUGCCGUGUUUGUGAUGCUUUUUACUAAGCUCGUCCUGAGUGAGCGUGAAAGGAAAAAAGCCUCUGUCUGUGUGUGGAUGAUGGUGGACCUGACCUCAGUGUUUCCUCUGCAGAGCGUCUGAACAUUACCACGGGCGUUAGUCACUCAGCAUGCCAGCAAAAUGGCACUGCUGUUCAUACAGGGGAGAACCUGCCUGUGUGAGGGAAGACUGCUGUGAUAUUUAUUUCUGUUAAAGCAUUGACUUUAAUUCCACACGGUCAAUUUUCAGUGACAUUAACAGCUGUAAGUGAUUAAUCAUCACUUUUAGUGUUACAAAAUGUUUUAGACUGCAUCCAAGUGUCCAAAAGGCCAUCCAGUCAACCACAUGACUGUGAGGGCACACUAGAGGGAAAGGAUCAGGACACACACACACACACACACACACACACACUUAUAAAAUAUCAGCUGUACCAUGUGGACGUCAGAGGAAACACAGGCUUCAUUUUUGGUUAGCUGGGAGCGUUUAUAACUCACUCGAAGUGAUUUGAGACAAGGCUUAAAAUGUCAUUAAUAACUGUCCAGUCACAGGUUCUUGGCGUGGGAAGCCUCGCCCCUGAAGUUUCCUUAACUUUUAGAAGGUACUGCCACAACUUUUCCAGUACUGUGCUGGUGUUUUUUAUUCAGUUUGUAAGGCCGGCCCGCUCUGCUGUGGUCGCUAUAACGACAUUCUGACUCAUGUCUAUUUCACAGAAAUACGAACAUGAAUGUUAUCAGGUUUCUCUGGUGGGAAAAUAUCAAGGAUAAAAAUGCUGGAUUUUGAUCCUGAUCCUCACUUCAGAUAAAAACACCUGCAGACUUUCAGGCUGCUGUUACAUUUGAAGCUGAACCUCAGAGUCAGAGCAGCAGUGACCCGAGGAGUCCUCUGCAGCCACCCACACAGCUGUUUUCACUGAUUAGAGCUCCUCUCAAGUCUGUGUGGGCAUGUGCAGACUGGACCUGGGACCAACAACAUUUAUCACUAAAAAACUAAACAGAGAGUUCAAGUUAAUCAGUUAAUUAUUUAUUUAUGUAACCACCAUGUUUUAAUUAUUAUUGUAGGAAAAUGUAUAUGUGGUGCCAUAUUUUACUCAUCAGUCUGCACUUAGUCACAAAAUGAAGUUAAACGCAACACACAAGAUUAUAUUUAUGUUUUCUUGGCUAUUAACCUUAAAAACACAAACUAGUAUUAAUGUGAAAAAGACUACAUAAUCUAAAACAUGCAUGGUGGUAUUUACAGGUAACUUUUUCCAUAAGAUGCAGAAAUUAAAAUGAGUCUAAUUUUGCAUGCAAUAAUCUCGUUCAUACCAAAACAGUUUGGACAAAUUCCAGGCUGGGGAUGAUAUGAAGAUAAAAGUUUACACCUGAAAGAUGAAUUUAAAAAUGAAUAGCUAUUAGACACUAAUAAUCCGUGCACAAAGUGUGUUCGUGUGUGAGAGAGAAUUAUUCUAAUUUAUUCAUGCACAUCAACAGUUUCAGCUUAGCACGAUGUAGACAAGCACAAUAUUUUUGUUUAUGCAUAAACCGAGGGAAGUCUUGUUGUGUGCAGAAUUAUACAUUACAAGAAGAGUUUAUAGAAGUUUCUCCCUGCAACUCUGAAAUGUUGCUGACAAGAAAACGUGUUAAUGAUCUGAUUUGACAUCAUGGUGAUAAAAGAGCCUUCUUGUGUGCUCCAGCAUUUUUAUCACAAGCAAACUGGAGUCUCUCUUUUGCACUCAACUAUCAUCCAUUUAUAAAAACAACAAACAAAAAACACCCAUCUAUUUUCAGCCCUGCCUAUGAUUAGAAUUAGAUUCAAAUUAUUAUUUGAUCUCUUUUUGUCGAGAAGUUGUCUUAUUGCUAGAUGAUACUGAUAAGAAAAAUAUGUUUUCUUGAUGCAUAAAUGUUUGUAUUUUGUGUCACAGUUACUGAUUUCCAAAAUUCUUAUUUUAAGAUUAACUUCUGGCACAGAGCACAGCUUCAUUUGGGACUCUUCUGCUUCCUGAAGCUUUAAAUUUAUUGCUGCUGUGAGUGAUGGAACAUUAGGAGGAAGGUUUAUUGUGCGUCUCGGCUGUGUGUCAUCAUCCUUUUACCUUAAAGGCUUGUCUUAUAAACUGCCGAAGAAAAAAAAUCCCUUUAAUUAACAUUUCAGUCUGAUGGAAAAAUUAAUGCAUGCAACGAAGGUGCUACGUGUUAAACAUGCAGUAUGUUCUAGGGAGCAAAAUUACAAAUUCCACAUGUUUUUAAAGGAAGGAUCACAUUCAAAAUGUCUAUAUUUUUUCUUAACAGCUGUUUAAAUUUGUGAUGACAUCCAACAUCAGGGUGAUCGGUCGUCUUCUUGUGGUUUGAAAUUCUGUUUGUUCAUACUUGUUUACCGCAGGCCAGAGUUAGAGACAUAUCUGCACCCGAAUGGACCAAAUCAUCAUCAGAGCAGCUAAACACACGGAUGGUACACAAACAUUUUCUAGAUUAAAGCUCAUGUGUUUGGAGAGAUUUUAUAGUGUGUAGUUAUUUUUAGAACCUUUAUCAUUUGGUUAUGCAGUAGCGAGGAAGAGAAACAAGUUUCCUUUCAAAUUAAAGUCCAGUUUUUAUAACUACUGUAAACAGAAUUUAUUUAAGAAGCUUCCAGCUGCCAUGCGCAAACCGAUCAAUUAAGUAAUUUGCAGAUGACAACAUUAAAUGAACUGCAGAGCAACCAUUUUCAUUCUAUCUGCGUUUUCAUUACAGGAUGUUUGAUUUUUUACAAAUAUUAUUCGGACUGCUGACUCAAGCCAUCACUGCAGAGUUUCUCCGCCUUGAGGAGAUCGUAUAUCUGUAUCUGUGUAUUUAAGACUGAGUUAUUACAGCAAAAUGUUGUGCAAACACAGAGUGCAGGAAGCAAGAAAUCAGUUGUUGGAACAUUACCGACUGUGAUUGUUUCCAUUCCAUUAAAAUCAGACAUUAAGAGUCUUUACUAAUUAUUGAUGAAUACCAACAUCUGUGGGGUUUGUGGUGAAGAUUCUUUCUAAAUUAAAUAUCUCUGGAGAAUUUUUCAGCAAUAUUUAAGCUUUUUAUUGUCACUGAAUUAAGAUGGAAGAAGGAAUUUUCUUUAAAAUUGAAACUUCAAGGAGAACAUAAUGAAAAUUAUAGGCUAAUCAGUUAUAAAAAAAUAAAUAAAUAUAGUUUAUGUUUUAAUUUUGCAACAUUAAAAUUAAUAAUUAAUCUUGACCUUUGAAUGACUUUUAGUGAAUGACCUUAUGUAGCUGAUGAAGGGUUGAUGCCUGUAAUCAUCUGGAAGAGGGCAGAAAUUGAAACUUCCUUGUGAAAGUUCACCAUUGCAUUUUUCAGCCUUGAAAAUUCAAAUAUCCAGACAUUCACAACUGAUUUUAAAUUAUAUUCUGACCAUAAAAGUGAGUUAACCCUUCAAAAUGAAGAGAAAAUGUACAUCACAAUUUACAACAGUUAACCCAACAGAUUUUGGGUUGAGAAACUCUGUCUUAUGUCAUGUUCCAUAGGUUUUUGUGAUAUUUAAAAAGCCAUGACGCAAGUGAAAAUGAUUCUUAUGAUGCAGAAUUAUAAAAAGUAUGUAAAUGUGUUUCAUGGAUUUUUGGAAAAAAUGUGAUUAUGUGCUGAUGGUUUUUGUCAGCACUGCAGUGUAAAGAGAAGGUGCAUGGAUGAGUGAAGACUGAACUGCAUGAACUUAACAUUAACAUAAAUUUAUGCUGGUGGAGAUAUAUUUUUGCUUAAACAAACACUCUAAUGAUUGUUUGUCUUUUUAGAAACUCAUAAAAAGAUUUCCAGCUGGUUACUUUGGGACGAAUUAUGUUCAGCUUAACAUUUAGCUUAAGUAAGUCUGUUCCCUCUUAGUCUCAAGCCAAAGUCAUCAUUUACAAAAUAAUAUGAUAAACGUACUUGUUUCCCCUUUGCUGGGGUGCUGAGAUCCUCCUUGAACUCCGCAGUCAUCAACAUCGCAAUACGUCUGUUUUAUUCUGCUUUUAUUGCUUUUUUAAUCUUAAAGGCUCUUACUGGAGAGCACAGCGUUUGUCAUUUGUUGUUGAGGCAUAGUCUGUAACCUAUGCAAGGUUAGUCAACGACAUAUGUCCAUUCUGAUUAUCGUCAUAUAACAGCAGUUUCAAUAAAUCUUCA
Messenger RNA from Pelmatolapia mariae (spotted tilapia), 10617 nucleotides. It is a transcript of the gene kcna1b, whose product is annotated as potassium voltage-gated channel, shaker-related subfamily, member 1b. Gene Ontology annotation, molecular function: delayed rectifier potassium channel activity; protein binding. The transcript is spliced from 2 exons. Gene Ontology annotation, cellular component: neuronal cell body; voltage-gated potassium channel complex; paranode region of axon. Bases 878 to 2368 code for a protein of 496 amino acids. NCBI's taxonomy places the organism in Eukaryota, Metazoa, Chordata, Actinopteri, Cichliformes, Cichlidae. Gene Ontology annotation, biological process: potassium ion transmembrane transport; protein homooligomerization. The record is from RefSeq and is a predicted model, not a curated record.